GUUUCGCCUAAAAAUGAUACGACCAUGUUCAACGGCAAUAUUGGUUACAACUUUCCUGCAUAUAUUGUUUUUAACCAUACAAGCAAAUCAUCACCGUCAAAGCCUAACACACCGGGAUAACUUAAGAAUGUCCGCACUCGGAGGACAUCAAAGGACAACCAAUACUUUAUCGGAGAACGAGCUGCGUGUUCCAGCCCUCGGAAAACUGGUGGUUUUCUCCAGUAAGUCCUGCCAUGACUGUCAAUCCUUUGCAUCCACGUUUCACAAAUUGUUUCGUCAACUGCAUAAUUGGCAUAGAGUUCUGGAAAUCCACAAAGUGGACUGUGAAGAAAGUUCGAAAGUCUGCCAGGACUACCACAUAAAACAUUUGCCCACUCUGCGCUUCUUUCAUUUAAAUUUCCAAAGGGAACGCGAUGGCAUUGGUAUUGAGAUCAGAAGUCGAAAGUCCCAAGAUAUAACCAAUGAACUGGCCACUCUGCUGGCUAGUAACUCGCAUAAAGGUGGAUCUUCCCAUGAACCGGUGUUUAAGUCCCUGCAAUCUAAGGAAACUUUAAAGUCGCUGUUUCAUAAGGAUAAACAUAUGAAGUACUUGGUACUCGUCUUUCAGCCCAGGCAUUCCAAGAUCGGAUUAAAAACUCUUUUAGAAAUGUUGCCCCAUCCCGAGGUGGCUGUUCGAAUUGUUGAGGACCCCCAACUGUUUGCAAAUUUCGGCUUGGAACCCUUUGCCCAAAAAUUAGUGCUCUUCGAUCGGAAAGGUGUGAGCCACUCAAUGUUCCCAUCACAAAAAACAACUAAGGCUUAUGUGGACAGCUUGAAGAAGCUUCUAAAAACUCUGGGGCAGCGUUCCCGAACUGUUUUGAGGAGCUCAAACAGGAAAAACUACAAAGCUCCGAUUCACAAACGUAGCCCGAUCGGAGAGGACAAAGCCGAUUCAAAUGAUAGUGAAGAGAAAGAAAUUACCCUAAGUCAGGACAAUCUAAGGAUCAUCGAUUACGUUCUCAAUAAUCCAUCAAAGAUCUACCAAGCAGAUAUUGAGAUGGCUAUUGGUACCUUGCUGCACGUCGAAAUACCCAAGAUCAAAGUCAUAAGGGGCGAGGCACUGAAAGCUUUAAGAAGGUUCUUUGAAGUGCUGAUCCAUUUAAGUCCUGUAAGCGAGAAAAAAAGACAGCUCCUUCGGGAUCUGCUAACCUGGCUAAAUAAGUACGACGUGUUGACGGGAAUUAAUUUCAUUGACCUGGUCAAUUGCUAUGAAACGGAAUAUGGAAUGGUGUUCACUGCCGCAGACUUUGUGGGCUGCCGAUCAACCCAGGCAUUAAUGAGGGGAUUUUCUUGCUCCCUGUGGCAUCUAUUUCAUUUCCUUACCGCCGAAGUGACUGCCAAUAGUGGAGUCAAGCUUAUAGCCACUCAUGUUAUCCAGACAAUCAGUGAUUUUUUUAGAUAUUUCUUUCCCACCUGUGUGUCGUGCUCAAAAUAUUUUGAACAAAUUUUCAAGCUUCAAUGUAUCUCUAAGAUGAAAAAUUAUGACGAGGAAGUCUUGUGGCUAUGGCGGACUCACAACGCAAUCAACAAACAUCUUGCCUACAAAAGAAUUGAGGAUCCCAGAUUUCCAAAGAUACAGUUUCCCGACUCAAAUAAUUGCCCGGAAUGCAGAAAAAAUGGCAAUGCUUGGGACAAAAAUGCUGUACUCCAUUAUCUAAGAGAUAUAUAUUCAAAGCCGAAACUGAGUCUUAUUGGCCUGAAUGAGUCAACGAACUCUGUCCACAAGUCUAAGAGAACCCAUGACACGAAAAAUCUUUGCACUGCAGGCAGUUUACGAAAAAAUUGCCACUUCUGUGUCUUUCUACUGCAUGGGAAGGAUCCAAGUAAAUUAAAUUCCACCAUAGAACCUUAAAAAUCCUUAGCAGUAAAAGUUAAUGAGUUCUGACAUUAUUCUGAACAUUUUGUGGUGCUUACAUUUUAUUCUCAAAAUAAAAUCUGUUGUUAUACCUUUCUUUGAUAAAAUAAAGCAGAAUGAUACUGUA
Molecule: messenger RNA, 2021 nt
Organism: Drosophila gunungcola (fruit fly)
Lineage: Eukaryota; Metazoa; Arthropoda; Insecta; Diptera; Drosophilidae
Product: sulfhydryl oxidase 1-like
Exons: 1
Coding region: 14-1891 (625 amino acids)
Biological process (GO): protein folding
Cellular component (GO): Golgi membrane
Molecular function (GO): flavin-dependent sulfhydryl oxidase activity; protein disulfide isomerase activity
Source: RefSeq, a predicted model, not a curated record